GGCGUACGUGAAAGCAGCAGCCAAUCUGGUGUCAAGGAGAAGGGGCGGUGCAUGUCGCCUGCGCAUAGUUACAGAUGUAUUGCAUACACAUGAGCGGGGCUAAGUACACUAUUGAACACAGGAUAGAGCAAGGCUGGGUAAGUGACCAACAGGAACUGGAACAAAACAUGCCUCAAGUCUGCUGUGAUCAGUUCGAGUGGUACAAGAAAGGCAAAUAAAGUCACUUUGAGAUAUUCUGGAGCGUAACACCUUGGGUUCUUCUGGCCUUCAGUGAAUGUCACCAUGGGUAAACGGCAUACCCCAACAUAAUAAUCAGCGCCCUCCUCAUACCCCCUGAAUCCAGCACCAUCAUGGGGGAGGUGGUCCACAUGCACUUUACCACAGUGGACUAUGUCAUCUUUGCUUUGCUGCUGGUGGCCUCUGCUGGCAUCGGCCUCUUUUAUGCCUUCUCUGGUGGGCGUCAGCGCACAACACAGGAGUUCCUGAUGGCCGACCGCUCCAUGAGCUGCCUCCCUGUGUCCCUGUCCCUGCUGGCCACCUUUCAGUCAGCCGUGGCCAUCUUGGGCGCUCCGUCUGAGGUGUAUUCAUUUGGGACACAGUACUGGUUCCUUGGCUGCUCCUAUUUUUUGGGCCUGCUCAUCCCGGCCCAUGUAUUCAUCCCAAUCUUCUACAGGCUUCGGCUCUCCAGCACCUAUGAGUAUCUGGAACUCCGUUUUAACAAGACGGUUCGCAUAUGUGGGACUGCGACCUUCAUCUUUCAGAUGGUCAUUUAUAUGGGGGUUGUACUUUAUGCUCCAGCUCUGGCACUUAAUGCAGUCACAGGUUUUGACCUGUGGGGAGCAGUGUUGGCUAUGGGAUUAGUGUGUACUCUAUAUACAGCGCUGGGUGGACUAAAGGCCGUGAUCUGGACUGAUGUUUUCCAGACAGUGGUGAUGUUUGCGGGGCAGAUGGCUGUCAUCGUGGUAGGAACCAGUCAGGCUGGAGGUAUAGCAGAGGUGUGGAGGAAAGCAGUCAAUGGCAGCCGCAUUGCUGGACUUGACCUGAAUCCAGAUCCUCUCCAGCGCCACACCUUCUGGACCUUAGGUGUCGGAGGAGUCUUCCUCAUGUUGGCUCUGUAUGGUGUCAACCAGGCACAGGUCCAGAGGUACCUCAGUUCCCGCACUGAGAAGGAAGCUGUCAUGUCCUGCUAUGUAGUUUUUCCGUGCCAACAGAUUGUCCUCUCUUUGGGCUGUAUGAUGGGUCUGGUCAUGUUUGCUCGCUAUGGAGAGGACAGCCCCCUGGACAAGGGCUACGUCAAAACAAAUGACCAGAUGGUGCUGUACUUUGUCAUGGAUGUGUUCAGGGAUCUACCCGGCCUCCCUGGGCUGUUUGUGGCGUGUCUCUUCAGUGGAGCUCUCAGCACCAUCUCGUCAGCUUUCAACUCCUUAGCAACAGUUACUAUGGAGGACCUGAUUAAACCUCAUUUUCCGAAUAUGAGUGAAACAAAGGCCACUCUUCUGUCCAAAGGACUUGCAUUGGCCUAUGGACUGGUGUGUCUGGUUAUGGCCUAUGUUGCCUCCAUAAUGGGAUCUGUGCUGCAGGCAGCCUUCAGUAUCUUUGGGAUGGUAGGUGGUCCCCUGCUGGGACUCUUCUGCCUGGGGAUUUUCUUUCCUUGGGCCAACUCUAUUGGUGCAGUAGUCGGGUUAGCAGCAGGCCUAGCCAUGGCCUUCUGGGUCGGGAUCGGAAGCUUUGUGAUGCGACUAUCUCGUCCUCUAGUAGGACCCAAUCUAAACACCACCGCUCUGCCACUGUUUGACAACAUGACCACUACUGUUCUGACCUCCCUGGUUACCAGCCCCACAGCCAAACCAAGACCAACAGGAGUGGAAGCUCUCUACUCGUUGUCCUACAUGUGGUACAGUGCUCACAACUCAGCCACUGUGGUGGUGGUGGGCCUGCUCGUCAGUCUGCUAACAGGACCUAUGAAGGAGAAGGAGCUGACCCCAGGAACAGUUUUCCCAGUCCUAGGCACACUUCUGUUCUUCCUGCCCGAUCGCUACAAGGAGAAGCUUUGCUGCAUCACUCCCUUGACCCUGAAGCCCAAAGAAAUCAAUACACUACCUUAUCAAAUGGCCAAGAAGGACAGCAACGGGACAGCUUACUGCAAAGAGGACACAGUCACAGAGGACAAAGAGAUGGAGAGAGACCAAGCACAAACAGAGGACAAGGACUUGGACACACAGCGGGCUCAGCCUUCCUGCCCGCUGACGGAUUACACAGUUCAGGAGACGGCCUUAUGACCCUUUAAACUGCACAAGAUAUACACACACACACUUUGUCCAGAGCUGCUGUUGGAUCUUGUCACCCUGGUACUGAUUUUAGAAUUGAUCACUAUGCAGGGACUACAGAUCAUCUGCUGAAGUGGGUUUACAAGCUGAAUUGCAUAAAGAAGCAGACUGAUGGGUCUGGUCUCUCUGAGACAGACUGUGCAGAUGCAGCCUAAACAGUAGCAGUAACCACACAGCAGGUAGGGAUCGAUAUCACCCUCACUGACUUAGGAUCCUGUUCAGAUGUGUCCAGCUGUGAAGUACAUUGAUUCACGUUCCAGAGUGACCUGAUCCAAUCAGUGCAUCCAAUCGUUGCACAAUUAAAAUAUAUAUUUUAUUUUAGCAAAAAUGCAGCCACUAAAUUCAAGAGUAUAUGAAGAUAUAAUUAAAUCAGUGACUGAAGUGUAAUAAAAUGCAAAUAAUGUGAGGUCUUGCACAGCUUGGCUUUAAACCUCAUCAGACCGUUUUAUCUGGAUCCAUAAAUUGAAGCUGUAGUGAUGAGAGCAGAAGGAACAUCUCAUGGUGGCACAUCAGCUGCAGCACUAUAAUGUCUUGGCCCUGACAUAACCCCGGUGAGUGGAAACCAAAGAAUACAGUGUGCACCUGUUUAAGCUGUUGUUUAUUAAUCAGAUUUAUUAAACAAAUCUCAUUUAAUACAGUUGACUAAACAUUUAACAUGACAAUAGCCUUACAAAACAAGGACCUCAAGGAACAGCAGAAACAGAAAAGAUCCAAUAUAGAUUCUGGUAAUAAACUUAGAAAGAGUUCCUAAAAGAAAUGCAAAACAGACUAGUGUAAAAUAAUCAUGUACAGAGGAAAAUAAAUGUUCAUGAACUGCCAACACACUGAGCUCUAAUUCUGGUUUCACUGUGACACAUCCUGUUCAGUACUACAGUUUAGUUCAACUAAAAAUAUACAGGAGUACCAGAUGACCAAAUGGCAGACCACUAUCUGGAUCCAGAACCAUAAUAAAGUUGUAUGGUUCCUUCAUUAGAUUAUAAGCAGGUAAUGUGUUACUUGCAGUAGAUCACUAAGCUGUCUUCAUUUAGUAGAAAUCCAGAUUAACUGGUUCUUGAGGUGAUGUUAUGAAUCUUUAAACCGUUGUCAUGUUUUCAUUGGAUGGUUAUUUAUAUAGAAGCAAUUGAUUGUUUGUACAGGAAAUGGAAGAUGGGAGGCAGUGCGCCACUAUUGAUCUUCUACGUGUGAAACGUACUGAGAACAGAACAUGUAGAAUGUUUCCAAUCAGAGUAAAUAUCUAAUAUCAAAGUAGGCAAGUGUAAAAAUUAAUAGAAUAACGUUUGCUUAAACCACUGUAGUUUUUUCACCUUUUACACCACUUCUACAUUAGAAAUUCAACAGAGGUUAAUCUUACUAUCUUUUUUUUAAAUGAAAUGCAUAGUUAUAUUACCUAUAGGGUAAAUAUUGCCCUUUAUCAAUUUCAAAAUAAUUGAAAGCAGAUUUUAACAGUUUUUGUUGAAGUAAAAUAAAAAAAAAAACAUCCACAAAUAAUUGUUGAAUGUUCAUGUGUCAAAUUAGGCCUAAAGACAAAGUAGAGACUGGAAAUCUUAACUUCCAGUAAUUCAGUGGGAUAUGCAGACUAGAUGGUAUGUGUUAGACGAGAGAAUGUUUGUUCCAGUCACUACAGUCACCAGAGACUUGUGCAGAGCUCUGCUAUUAAUGCUUUUGCAGGCAGUAUGAGGAGAUGUGUACCUGGACAUGUUGGCCAUAUGAUUCGUAAUGUAAAGUGCCUCACUGAACUGCCACACAGUUCUUCAGCUGAGAAGGUGUUGGCAUGAAAUGUUUGGAAAGCUCUGCAGAAUUAAGUUUAAAAACUGUCGAUGUUUUAAGCACAGAUGAAGUUUUUCUAUCAUUCCCCAUAGAUUUUCCUCUGCUCUGAACCCCACUGUAGAUUCAUACCAGCCUGAUCAAGUAAAAACUCUAAUAUCUUAAGGUUCGUUAAGUGCCCUUUUCUAUUAAUUUAUUUUCUUCAAAAUGUAAAUGAGAUUGCUGUCAGUGACGGUAUGUGCUGAACCUGAGUAAUGUUGAAUAUUUGUCACCUUUUUGGAAUCAGAAUUCUUGACCAUUUGUUGUGUCAGCAGUGAUGUUCUGUUCUGUGUCCGUUGUUGCUGUAGGACCCGGCAUCCAUGUUUGUGUCUGUCAGCAUCAUCUGAAUGCCUUCCAAAGAGUUUAUGGAGAGUCCAUGUACAGCACAUUUAUACAGAUCUUCAUCCCAUCACUACAGUCUGUAAACACGCUGUUACCUAAAACCUCUUACAUGUGUCAUAGUAUGGAUUUUUGGCGAGUGGCCAAUCAGAGCCAUAUGUAGUAAGGCUGCAGAAGGUAGCCUCAGCAUGUCUCUGUUGGAAAAGGAAUAGCAGCAUUGGUUCAUAGGCUGUUGAGCCUUACCCUACAAAGCCUCAUGUAUGUACCAUCCUGACCUAUCCAAAGCAUAUAGAAUCUGACUUAUUUUCAGAGAUUUGUUUUAAACCAAUAGAGCAUAUAUUUGAUCUCCUACUUACUUGUAUGUUUUUGUAAUUUUGUACAUUUCCUGAAGUGAAAUGUGCAGUUCUAUAUGCAAGAACCAUGAAAAGUUUAUUUUUGUGAAAGUCUGGCAAUAUUUGGGAUGUAGUCAUCCACUAACUCAUCUCUUUUAGUGCUACAUUCGAAAGUCUGCCAAAUUUCCAAAGUUUUUCAGUCUUUUCAUGGAUCUGAGUUUUUAAAUGACAUGUAUAUUUUUGUGAUUGUGUAUAUUUGAAUACUCCAUACCUGAAAUUACUUGAAGUGUGUGCCUGUUGAUGAUUCCUUUCCAGUAUAAGCUAGUCUGUUUCACAGCUGAGGUGCCGUUAUCCUGUUAGUGUUCAUGUUGUUAGAUAGGAGAGUUCUGAACCUGGGCAGAGUGAAGCACUCAUGAACACUUAGAGAAGCACAACCAGGUGAGCAGUUCUGUAGAAACAUCAGGUGGUGGGAAGCUGCUUAUGGAUUUUUUCUUUAUUAGAAAUCUACUGACUGUUUAAUAAAUACCGAUUCUGUAGCUUUGUGGCCUUUUCACAGUGAAACACUUAGUAAUUUCUGUAUUUAAUAAAUAUUGUUUGGAACAAUAUUUAUUUUUUCAUCCAUCCCAUCCACAAGAAUUCUUCUUGUUAUGCAUUCCAAAACAAAGGAAUCCCACAAGCACUGGAGGUGAGGUUCUCUUCUGCUUUGGCUGUGCCUUCAUUCAUUAGAGCGUUCCUUUAAACUCCAACAUCUGCCAACAACUGGACCAAACAGACACUUGGGAAGAGAUUUAUGAUGUAACAUCCUGGCUGAUGGAGAGUUUGUGCUGUGUUUAAAUCUGUAUCAUUGUGUUCAGAUGUAUGAGGAACAGAUUUCUAAUUGAAGUGAGAUGAUGUUUAAAUGACGACUUGCAUGUCCACUGUUUAAUGUAACAACUUUAUUGCUGUGGAAAACGACAUUGAAGCGUGACCAUGUCAUCUGUGUUUUGGUGCCACCUAGUGGGAAUCCUGGUUAUAGCCCUUUUAUUGUAAUUAAAGCAUCUGUUGAAAUGGAA
Molecule: messenger RNA, 5853 nt
Organism: Girardinichthys multiradiatus
Lineage: Eukaryota; Metazoa; Chordata; Actinopteri; Cyprinodontiformes; Goodeidae
Gene: slc5a6a
Product: solute carrier family 5 member 6a
Exons: 18
Coding region: 351-2279 (642 amino acids)
Biological process (GO): sodium ion transport; pantothenate transmembrane transport; biotin transport
Cellular component (GO): membrane
Molecular function (GO): sodium-dependent multivitamin transmembrane transporter activity
Source: RefSeq, a predicted model, not a curated record